Molecule: messenger RNA, 2648 nt
Organism: Scomber scombrus (Atlantic mackerel)
Lineage: Eukaryota; Metazoa; Chordata; Actinopteri; Scombriformes; Scombridae
Gene: dusp22a
Product: dual specificity phosphatase 22a
Exons: 8
Coding region: 527-1162 (211 amino acids)
Biological process (GO): positive regulation of JNK cascade; protein dephosphorylation; regulation of cell population proliferation
Cellular component (GO): cytosol
Molecular function (GO): protein tyrosine/serine/threonine phosphatase activity
Source: RefSeq, a predicted model, not a curated record
AGCCUGCAGCUGCAGUUGUUUCACGUCAAAACAAUCCGGAAGACGAUACAGCAUGACGGAACUGUCGGUGCAGCUGAGAGGAGGUUACAAAGCUGAAAUAAAAACAUUCAUGUUUUAGCGCAGCUUAACAAUGUUGCGACAAAAAGGACAAACAUAGCGACGCAGGUUUUUCUGUAUUUUACCCUAUGAGUCUCAAGUCCAGGUCAGUGCAUAUCCAAAGUCGCGCUUGUUUGUUUUUUGGAUAUAAAGUAACAGAUCGUAGCAGCUCCAGAUUAUAAAGUGCUAUAGCUCGUCGCAGACUGGUUCAGAGUCAUCAUGGGCAAUGGAAUGAAUAAGAUUCAGGUGAUUGGACAUGGCACAAGGGCAGCAGGUUGGCAUGAUGUGUUGGGAGACUGAAUUGAGCUGAACUGAAAGGCUUUCAUUCUACUUUGACAUUCUGCCUCAACCCUGCUGAAUUGUCCACAAGCAAGGCACCACGACCACUGCUCUGUUGCUACAUUUGUGUCUGCCCAAUCCAGUUUUAGGAAUGAUGUUCCCUUUUACUUUUCAAAUUAUGGUUGUUGAUGGGCUCUACCUCGGGAAUAUAAGAGAUGCAGAAAACAGAGAAAGCCUGUCUCAGAAUGGCAUCACCCACAUCCUGUCUGUGUAUAACAAUGCCAAGCCUGUGUUUGAGGACAUGACUUACCUUUGUAUUCAUGCAGCUGAUGCAUCCAGUCAGAAUCUGUUGCAGCAUUUUAAAGAGUGCAUCACUUUCAUCCAUGAAAGUCGUCUGAAUGGUGGAUCUUGUCUGGUUCACUGCCUUGCAGGUGUGUCGCGCAGCACCACUAUGGUGGUGGCCUACCUGAUGACUGUCACCCACUACAGCUGGGAAGAGUGUCUGUCUGCGGUCAAAGCUGUUCGCUCUUUUGUUGGCCCAAACUAUGGCUUUCAGCAGCAGCUGCAGGAGUACCAGACCACACAAGUCUCAGAGUACAGAGCAUGGUUACGGACCAGUUUCCGUCCCAGUCCAUUUAAUGACCAGGAUCAGGUGGGUGCCCUACUGAGCCAGUACACAGAACAACAGGAAAGCCAGAGGAGAGGAGCAGACCAACGCUGGAUAAAUCGGGGUGUAGGUGUCUGCUCUUUACCGUCUGACCCUGAUGAGCCUGAAGGCAGCAGCUGAACUGUGGGCUUCUGGUCAUGCCAACUUUCUUGUCCAGUGCUGUCUGAAAAUGGCAGUAGCUGUUACUCUGUACUCAAUUCCAAAUCAACUCCGAGUUGUAUCUAACAUUAAGGCCUUUGUACAACUUUGUAUGAUGUAUAAAAUGUCCCCUUAAAAUCAUAUUUUUUUAUACUUUAUUUUCAUCUGUCUAGGCACUUUUAAGCAAUGGAGGUUGAUUUAGAAUUGGGUGACACACUUCACUACCAGUACCUCCCAUGUACAGCCACAACAGGGGUAUCAGUGCUCACAGACACCUUACUCUAAACACCUCAGCACCUUAGCCAUGAUUAAAUAACCUGUACUUCCACAUGGACUCUUUAAUCCUGUAAUGUUCAGCACGGUAGCCUUAAAGAGAGGUGACUGAUUAACGCUGUCUUAAAGGAACAUUUUGCCUCUAAUUAUGUGCAGGUCCAGUCUGUGCUGGCAAUAUAUGAAAAAUCUAUGUAAAAUAAAUCUACAACAAAUUUGGUGCCCACUAUUCUGACACAGGAAAUGUCAGUCCAAUUGUGAAAGAAAUUGUCCCUAUAAGUACAGGUAUGCAAAAACCCUGUCAAAUGUUUAAACACAAAUGAGCAAUUAUUAACUAUUAACAUACAAUGAUCAUGGAAUUGUUCGCACUAGCCACCUACAGAAGUUAUAACAACAAAAAUGUAUUACUGUUGCACAUCACUGCCCAUGUAGUAAACAGCAUGUGUUUACAGAAACCAGUAGGAAACUGCCUUUUCAUCCCAGUUGGUACCUUUUUGUUUAUUUGAAGAAAAUUUCAAGCAGUCUGUUGUCACAUAUCUCAGCACACUAAACUCUGUAUCAUCUGCAGAAUCCAGAACCGACAAUUAACAGCAGAACAUAUUCCCUUCAGUAGAACAAAUACUGUGAGUUGGAUCUACCUCUUAGUUCCACACAGCUUUGUCUUUAUUGCCUCGGCCAGAGCUUCUGCUGAGUUAUCUCUUAUCAGGCAGGACAGCUCAAGAACAAAGAUAGUCUACCUACAACAGCCAAACCCUUGUUGAGUUUGCCCGCCAUGAGCUGUUGUCAGAUAAGUGAGAGGUGGCCUUAUUUUUUGUUUUGUUUUGUUAACAAACAUUUGUAUAGAGAUGUAGAGAACAUUGGUUCAUACAGGACUAACAUAAGUAUCAAAAUUGGCUAAAUGUUCCUUUCAGUAAUACACUGCAGGUUAAUUUGAGAGGCUAUGUAAAAUAUGGUUAAACUAUAACUACACAUGAAGGAUCUCUGCAGUCCGAAAGUCUUCCUGAUUUUAAUGAAGCUCAGAUUUUUAUUUAAUUUUUUUGUGGAAAAGCUGAUUUUUUUUAGGGAAUUUGUGUUACAAAUCUAUGGGUACAGUUAAGUGUUUUAAUUGCAUAUGUAUGGUGUUUUUUGUUUGUGUUUUAUAAUAAAAUGCAGUGAUUGACAAAACAUAUGGAAAUGCUAAUAAAUCUGUACUAUCAAU